Molecule: messenger RNA, 3888 nt
Organism: Mercenaria mercenaria
Lineage: Eukaryota; Metazoa; Mollusca; Bivalvia; Venerida; Veneridae
Exons: 11
Source: RefSeq, a predicted model, not a curated record
CAAAAAGUUGGGUUGAUCAGUACAGGGACUAAAGGUGCAGCAGUCAGUAGAGGUAUAGCAGUACCAGAACAUAUAUCAAAGCAGACAGAGGAAGAGAUAAGGAAGAUGAGUGAGGAAGCUGAAGCUGAUGUACAUAUGACUGGAGAUAUUGAUGCUGCUGAAAAGUUGGUGUUGAGUAGAGUUGGUAUUAGUAGUGCUGCAAAGAAGCCACAGACACCAGCUUCAGUAGAAAUGAGACCCCAGAUCUCUGCAAGUAACAGUUCAGAGUGUAUGAGAGGCAGACAGAGUCCAUAUGGUGUUGAUAAUGGAAACUUUCCUGAGGUGUUGCCUGUGAACAAAACAGUGGCUAGUUUGAUGUCGUCCCUCAAAUAUCAAACAAAGACACUCUACCCAGGAAGAGACUAUUUGAGGGAGACACAUGAUGAAUUGCUGAAGCUUGUCAAGCAAAAUGCCCCAAGAUCUGCAACUCCUACAAGACUGCCUGUGUUCAGCACAAUCACUAGAUCAGGGUCCGUGCGGAGACCCCUGCUGGAAUCUUUCACAAGUGAAGAUUCGGACCAUCAUUCCUCCUGUGAUAACAGAAGGAAUGUAGUUGAAGUAGUGGAUAGAGGCAUUAAAGGUGAACACAGUCUAAACUUGCACAAUGAGCAUGCAUAUUCAUUUAAUGACCACAUCUCUUUAGUGCCAAAGAUAAACUUUACAGACAUUAACCCAUUUCAAGCUUUAAAUGGGGAAAGUGGAGUACCUGAAAAUAGGAAUUUACCUUCCAGAGGUCUAAGUAGCAUCAAAAGAACUAGAGAUCGACCAUACAGAAAGAUUGAUCAUAACAAUGUGCAGAAAGAAAAUGAAAAACCUGAAGAAAUUGAAAGUUUACACCAUUUAUAUAACAAUUCCAGACUACUGGAACAUAGAAGGAAAAAAGUUCAGAAUGAGAUUAGAACAUAUAUUGAUGCACAGAAACGUGAUCGUAACCAUGACAUACGUAAUGGUGAUUUAGGGAUUAAAGAUAAGUUUAGUGAUUUAAAUCACUUCUUUGCUAGAAGGAAAUUGGAAGAGGAGGAAUAUUUCUUCACUGGAAAUGGACAACAUGUUUCCAAAAUGCCCAAAUCUCCUGUGCUAAAAGCUCAGGAAAAGCUGAUAAUGCCAGUAUCUCCUGUGCUGAGUUGGGAGGCUACAAGUUUGUUACAGGCCAAUGAAGAGAGUAAUUGUAACAGGGAGAUAUUUGAACCAAUGGACAUCGAUACAAAAGGAGCAGAAGCAGUGAAUCUCCUGCAGCAGAAUGAUCUACUAAAGGACAGAUCUGUGCAACAGACAUAUGUACAUCCUGAUAGACAGGAAACAGAUUAUGACACAACUUUAGACUGGUUCAACAGACAGAGUAGAAGCAACAGUCAGUGCUCACAUUGUUCUCAAGGUUCUGCAGACACUAUCUCCCAUGUUCAGGUACCAACAAGACAGCCCAACUAUAUGCCUAGUUUCCAUGGUAACUACUACACAGAUCACAUGGCAACUGGAGAUUUAUCAUGGCAGCAGAAAAAUCCUAGAGUUAAGGUUGAAGCGAUGGACAUUCUUGACUAUGUUGAUCAAUAUAUAGGCCGAGACUCAUACAUGGACUGCCGGGGUGACCGUACCUCCACACUGAGUGUAGCCACACCAGACUCUGCCGGAUCACCAGUGUGGCAAGCAUCAGAUCAUAUCCUACGCAGAAAGAUUUUGUUACCAACAUCACCUAAAUCUCCUGGUUGUCCUAAAUUUUACCCAAAGAAAAUGUACUGAAAAUCUACUCAAACGAGAUUUAAUGUUAAGAUGCAUGCAAGUGUCUUUUAAGAAGUCAGUCAAUAGAGAUAAAAUUACUGACAGUGUGUAUGAUAUGUAUUAGUUUAGUAUGUGCCUCAAUUUCAUUAAGAAAAGUUAAUUAUAUGAGAUAAUAAUUUAUAAAGUCAACAUUUUCUGUUUAUCAAAAGAUUGUAAAGGACAAACAUUUUCUUAAAUGAUAGUGUAUUUAUGUUGAAUUUAUUUUAUUCUAAUGGAAAAAAGAGCAUUAAAUUAAUAGUGUGCACUUCUCUUAAAAGUUGUAAGAUGUUUAUUAACAGAGAGAUUGUAAUUUCAUACAUAUUCUUAUGUGCAGUAAAUCCCUGUACAUUACAAUAAGCCUCUGCUAAAAUUGUACAUUAACUUUAAUCCUGUGGCUCACGACAGGUAAAUCUGCAAGUUUAAAAGGGUGCAUGUUAGCUUUUACAGGUACAAUGGAAUAUGAAAGGCUAUAUUUUGAGAAAAAACUUGUAACAUUCAGAUUUUCUACACCUCAGAAUGUUGAAACAUGGCCAUGUACCCGUACUAAGUAUGAAAUUACUACCUCUCUAUUAUUAGGUAACUUAUGAUUAGCCCUUAUAACAAUCAUUUCUUUUCUAGUCAGCACUGUGUUCUUGUAUGAAUGAAUCUGAUAGUAGUUUAGUAUAGACUUCUUGCUUACGUUUAAUGGCACUUUCCAUUUCAUAUUCCAAAACUAUAAAAGCUAAAUAUUUUAUAUCAAUUUUGGAAUGAAGAUGAAAGUUAGCUGUUCAGUCCUGCUCAAUAUAAAUCUGUUGGUCAAAUUUGCAACCAUUGUCAAAUAUAAUACAAGGAAUUUCAUACAAGUUUUGUUCAUAGCCUCAUUGGCAUAAGAAUUUUGACUGAAGCAUUGCAAAUGUUAUAUUAUUAUUCUAAACUGAUAUAAUGUCACUAAGUUGUGAUUUAAUGUAAAGUGUAAAAUCUUUAUUUACCAUAUAGAAUACAAACUGGUGUGAGAAAGAGACUAUGUAUUAAACCCUGAACACCACAGACAGGAAGACUAAAACACAUUUAAGAGGUUACUCUAAAGACAAAAGUUUACAAAAGAAAUGUUUUAGUUGGGGCAGUAACAAAGAGGAGUUUGCUCUACAGAAGAAUUGCUAACAGAGGUUAAACCUUGUUGCAUAAAUGACGUCUAGACCUAGAAUGUGUUGAUAGUCUUGUUAAGAGAGAUACUUAAACUCAUAUCUAAGUCUCGAGCAUAUUUUGAAAUUAUGGUACUGUGAUUAUAAUAAAAUAAUCUGUGAUAAUUGUAAAUAUUUGAUUACUCUAUGCAUAUUUUUACCAUGUAUGAUUGAUAGUUUUUGUUGUAGUUUUCUGACAAUAUUCUUAUUGGUGUUACUUGGCAAAUGAUCUCUGUAAAAACAUGUACAGUAAUGGGCUGAAUUUUAGUUUAGAGAACGUUUUCCCCCAUAAACUUCCAUGUAUAUACCCAUUACUACAAUUUACCAGAAUUUAUAAAUGUCACAUUCCUAUCUAUGUUUCAAUUAUGAAAUUUUUUAUCAAAAUAACGUAUAUUUGUAUAUCCUAAAAGAAAAGCACCUUUUGAAAUUUCUGAUGUUCCAUUGGUGUCAAUGUUAAAUCGCAUGAAAAAUCCAUGAAAAAAACAAACAUUUUAACUAAUUUGUAAAAUGCAAAGGUGUAUUAUUCUCAAGUUGGAAUUAUUUUGUUGCACUUUAAUGUAUACAUAAACAGUAUAUUUUGAGAAAUAUGUAUUACAGCAAGUUUUCAUUAAAGCUGAGAAUGCAUGUAUGUAAUAACAUUGAAAUCUCUUCUUUUUGACUCGUAUAUUAUGCAGGUAUAAUUAUGCAGCUAUUGUUAUUCUGCUUAAUCCAUUAUUUGAUAUUUCAAGCUGACUCCUAUUUAGAAUGUAAAACUUAAAUUGCAUUUCUGACCCCUACUUAAAAUUUAAAAUGUUUAGCUUAAAUUUCAUGGUUUGACUCCUACGUAAAAUUUAAAAUGUUUAGCUUAAAUUUCACGACUCGUCCUUACUUAAAAUUUAAUAUGUUAAUCUUACCGGUAAAUUUCGUGCCUGAUCCCUAUUUAAAAAUCAGAUGU